Molecule: messenger RNA, 2101 nt
Organism: Megalops cyprinoides (Indo-Pacific tarpon)
Lineage: Eukaryota; Metazoa; Chordata; Actinopteri; Elopiformes; Megalopidae
Product: stAR-related lipid transfer protein 6-like
Exons: 6
Coding region: 277-894 (205 amino acids)
Molecular function (GO): lipid binding
Source: RefSeq, a predicted model, not a curated record
UGAUGGCAUAGAGUUGUGCUGUCGGGUUUAUCGUCGCUUUAACCACAUUAUUUUCAUGUUGGCUAUUUUCGUUAAGGAAACUGUUAAUGAUACCUAACUAUAACUAACAAGUGAUAUGAUUUUUAAAUUAAUCUUUUAAAGAAUUUUGAUUCUUGUCAGUCUAAAGCAAACUUUAGAAAGCAGCAGAAAACUUGGGUUAUGUUGUAAUAGAGAAAUCUGACAAGUGUAGUUCGUCGUUUUACAUACAGCUUUUGCUAGUAUACCUGUUUAUUAAGGAUGGACUUAAUAGCAGAGAAUGUUGCCCGUAAAGUGUGGUCAUAUAAUGAAGACGUUUCGGGAUGGACUUUGGCAAAGAACUCUAAUGGUAUCACGGUGUCAUGGAAACCAUCCGGAGAAUACGGAGGAAAUUUAUACCGUGGUGAGGGAAUUAUUGAAGAUACUCCUGAAAACGUCAUUCCUUUUAUGUAUCUACCGGAAAACAGACUGAAAUGGGACAAAGCCCUGAAGUCUUACUCAAUUUUGGAGUGGAUUGAUGAGGACACUGCAAUUUGCCAUACAAUCACCCACAGUUAUGGCAUGGGAUUGAUUUCUUCCAGAGACUUUGUUGACAUUGUAAGGAUCAAAAGAUAUGAUGGAGGAAUCGUAACUACAAACUCGAUCAGUGUUGACUACCCACAAUGCCCUCCAUCUUCAGCUCAUGUCAGAGGAUGCAAUAAUCCCUGUGGAUACGUGUGCUCUCCGCUGACAGAGAAUCCAGACCAUUCCAAGCUGGUGGUGUUCAUCCAGCCGGACCUGGGAGGAAUGCUGCCCCGCUCUGUGGUAGAGUCAGCGCUGCCCAAUAAUGUCAUCAACCUGAUCAGCGAUGCCAGAGCUGGAAUAAAGGCACGGGGAUAAAAAAUGUGCUGGACAUUUCAACAAACGAGAAAGGGAACAAACACCUUGGUGUAUUCACCAUAGGUUUAGGAAGAUACCUAUCCCACUGUCUGUACUGUAAUUUAUCACAUCUGAAAAUAUAUAGUAUAAUGAAAUACUUUGGCUUACUUUUCUCUGUUCAGCGGCGAUUUCCAGCAUUUAAGCAUGAGUCUUUAGAUCAAAAAGUCUUUGAAGGUGUGUUAAUCAGGUGUGUCCAAACUUUUGACUUGUACUGCAUACAGUAUAUUUGCAUGCUGACACAAUCGGACCUCUUUGUAUAAUUCUUGGUUGAUCAUGCCGUGGUAAAUGUGUGUGUAAGUUUUCCUGAACAGAACAUGCCAUGAUUAAGGUGAAACAAUCAUAGGGUGUUCAGAUUAAUUCCUUUAUCUAAUUCUUAUUAUCUUUAUCUUUUUGUCUGUUUACAAAAGAAUGGACCUUUAGACCACCUAAAUGAUUUUAGUUAAUUAUAUGUAGGUCUGUGUUUUCAAAGUGAUCUGUUUGAAACUUUUUUGGAACUUUUUAGUGUGGCCUUGUGCAAUAAAUACUUACUAUUGCAUAUGUGUGCCACUGCAUUGUGUAUAUACUGUCUAAUUCUACAAAUCUACAAAUCCAAACAAAACAAAAGCAUACAGUAUAACUGAUUCUGGAUUAUCAGUCAAUCAGAUCAUGCACUGUAAGUGAACACUGGUUAUAAAAGUUUAUGUUUUGUACAGGCACAUUUUUGUGUGUCUCCACCCCUCCCUUUAACACCAAAACAGUAAAGAGGAAGGUGGACAGCUGAGAAAAAUGAAUAAACAAGCAUAGGAAAAAUAUUUACUUUAAUCACUGAAUACAAAAUAAGACUCAUAACAAAUUACUUGUGGUUUUUCAGUUUGUUUACAAAAGGGGAUGGUGUUAAUACUCACUGUAAAGGUCCAAAUGAUUGACAGGUCAUUUAGAACAUUUGGACAACAUUUUAAUUACUUUAUUCAAUUAGAUUUAUUUAAUGAGCCUUUUGAACUGAAUGAAGCCUUUGAUUAUCAAAGUCUGCUAUGUUGUUUUGUGAUUAAAAUGUGGAUAACCACUUCUACAUAAGGGAUUAAGAGAUUUUUACUGAAUGACAUACCGAUCAAACAACAUUUCUCUCUACUUUUGAAAUACCCUCAGCAAUAAGCACUACAAUGUAUGCUUAUGUCAGCUUAAGAAAUUU